AUGAAGACGGUAUGCAUUGCCAAAGCAGAAGAAGUCACUUGUACACCAUUGUGGUAUGUAGCCAAAAUGGUUCACGAAGCACUAAAAAGAAUGGAAGAUUCGGAGUAUUGGAGAUCUUCCAUUGAUUACCUAGAAUCGCAACCAGAUGUAAUGGCUCCUUUUCGUGAGGGGAAGGCUAUUACAUGUCCAAACCUUUUAAUGAAUUCUUUUGGUAGGUUACCAUUAUAUGAAGCAGAUUUUGGAUGGGGUAAGCCAUUGUUUGUAGGUUAUGUUGCACUCAAAGGUGAGAGCUAUACCUACUUGCUUCCAAAUCCUAAUAGGGAUGGUAGUUUUUUACUGGACAUUACUCUUUUUACUGCUCAUAUGUCUAAUUUGAAAAACUACUUGUAUGACUUGUAA
Molecule: messenger RNA, 399 nt
Organism: Chenopodium quinoa (quinoa)
Lineage: Eukaryota; Viridiplantae; Streptophyta; Magnoliopsida; Caryophyllales; Amaranthaceae
Product: shikimate O-hydroxycinnamoyltransferase-like
Exons: 1
Coding region: 1-399 (132 amino acids)
Molecular function (GO): acyltransferase activity, transferring groups other than amino-acyl groups
Source: RefSeq, a predicted model, not a curated record